UCAAAUUUCACGCUUUUAGCGAGUCGAUUAUUAGACCGACCGAUUGGCGUGACCAGUCUAUAUAUGCACCCGUUGCCCGGAGUACAGCAGUCAGAGCGUGCCUCGAGCUAGUCCUACGGAGCGCAGUGAACGCGAACGCAAGAUUCUAACGACCAGGGCGAGCCGUAUCGAAGCAUGGCAUCCACGAAGCGGAUAGUGAUCCUAGCGGCCGGCGUCUGCCUCGUACUCGCGCUCGUUCAGCCCAGCACCGCGAGCGAUCAGAAGUACUCGGGCCAGUACGACGACCUCGACGUCGAGGCGAUUCUGAAGAACGACGAGGAGCGCGAGCGCUACUACGCCUGCUUCAUGGACACCGGACCCUGUCACACCGAGGCUGCCGUCUUCUUCAAGAGCAAGGCACCCGAGGCUGUGGUGACGUCCUGCAAGUACUGCACGGACAAGCAGAUAGAGAUGUUCGAGAAGAUCGUCAGCUGGUUCGUCGAUAACAAGCCGAAAGAAUGGAACGCUCUGAUCGAAAAGACUAUCAAUGAUGCGAGAGCAAAGGGUAUCCCGAUGCCAUAAACCGAGCGAACGCUGUAUUCGCUGUUGUAAUAUUAAGUACGCUGUAAUGGUCGAUGCUUUAGUAAGUUAAGUCCCUAUUUUGUAAACUUUCUGUCGGCUACCCACAUAUACACUUACACGCUGUAUCAAUUAUAUUAUCAAUAAAUAAGAAAAUUGAACCGCACGACGGUGAUGAUACCCGA
Messenger RNA from Nasonia vitripennis (jewel wasp), 743 nucleotides. RefSeq names its product ejaculatory bulb-specific protein 3. NCBI's taxonomy places the organism in Eukaryota, Metazoa, Arthropoda, Insecta, Hymenoptera, Pteromalidae. Bases 175 to 561 code for a protein of 128 amino acids. The record is from RefSeq and is a predicted model, not a curated record. The transcript has 2 exons.